GCGGUACAGAGGAUGCGCCUGUUCUGCUUCUUCUUUUCCAGGAGCGAGCUUUAAACUGGCACAAGACCUGAAGUUGUGUUUUUGUUGUGUUUGAAGCGUCCACGUAACAUGUGGUGUGUGUGAAGAAAAGGCUGAAUCUGUGGUGGUAUUCCGGGGAUGUGUAAACUGUCCUCCUGCCCAGAGUCUCCUCAGCCAAUAAAAGCUGAAGUGCAAUAAGGGCGGCUAAGAAUGGAAGCUCCUUGAAAUACAACAAGGCAAAAGGCUUCAUAAGGUUUUCUCUGUCAGCUCCCUUUAGUGCAGAAAGGGGAGAGGAAGGAUGUUGCUGCAGUCUCCAAAUACUUUCGGGUUCCUUUUUUUUAAAUAGUGUGUGCAUUGGGUGCACAGUUGCCAUGGCUUUGGUUCAGGUACUGCCCGUGACCUCUGAUCACCCACAGUCCAGCGCCGAUAUUCAGCAGUGCCACCCUGUAUCGCACUCCCCGCUCACAGGCAGCAUGGGCUCUGUCAGCAGCCUUAUCUCUGGACGCACUUACCAGGAACGACACUGUCGUGCUGUCAGUGACUUCAGCGCCAGGCUCCGCAAGCCCCUGCCUGCAACCAGCUGUUUCCGGCAGCAGGAGGGCACACUGCGAAGGGCCAGCUCUCAGGAAGAGCUCCUUGACAACCACCCUCCUCUGCCUGUCAAGAACAAACCCACUACCCUCAUGACUGCCGGCAAUGGCAACUAUGGAUACAUGAGUGAUGAAGUGGUGGGUGACUGGAAUGAUAACCAUGUCAAAGUGGGCAGCCCCUGCAGUGACACAGAAGAAACACAGGACAACCGAGGAACUGUAAGCAAUAGCAACAUCGGAGGCCCUCCACCAAAACUCAUCCCUGUCUCAGGCAAGCUGGAGAAAAAUAUGGAGAAAGUUGUAAUCCGACCAACUGCCUUCAAGCCUGUAGUACCUAAGAACCGCAACUCAGUGCAGUACCUUUCCCCACGGCCAGGGGGCAGUCUGUCUGAGAGUCACGGAAGCCUGAACCUUUUACUUCCUGGAGGAGCAGGGAUGCUGUGCACAGAAAAACGCAAUUCAUACACUGGUGCUCGCAAUGCUCGCACCAGUCAGACUUGUAGCAUGUCAGAUUCUGGCCGCAAUUCACUCUCCAGCCUGCCCACAUACAGCAGUACAGCCUGCAGCCUGGUGCAGAGCGAGGGACUGUCCACAAGCACAGAGUCCACGCGGCCCACAGGAGGACAUGGCCACACUAACUCGGACAGUGGUCGCUCCUCAUCCAGCAAGAGCACAGGCCAGCCACUCUCAGAUAAUGGAUCAUGUGGACGUUCUCCCGCUCCCCAGGAGGGGUAUGAGAGCAUUAUACGUGAACUCGAGGAAAAGCUGAGAGAGAGAGACUUGGAGCUGCAGCAGCUCAGAGAUAAUCUGGAUGAGAAUGAGGCAGCCAUCUGCCAGGUGUAUGAGGAGAAGCAAAAGAGAUGUGAGCAGGAGAUGGAGGAGCUCAGACAGAGCUGUGCAACCAAGAUGAAGCAGGUGCAUCAGAAAGCCCAACGGGCCCAACAGGUGCUACAGCUGCAGGUUUUUCAGCUCCAACAGGAGAAGAAGAAGCUGCAUGAGGAUUUCUCACAGCUGCUACAGGAGCGAGAAACACUGGAGAAAAGAUGUGCCUCCAUUGAAAGGGAGCAGAAUCAGCUAGGACCACGUCUGGAAGAGACCAAAUGGGAGGUGUGUCAGAAGUCUGGUGAGAUCUCCCUGUUGAAGCAGCAGCUGAAGGAUGUGCAGGCUGAGCUGGGACAGAAGGCAGCUGAGAUUGUGGCCCUGAAGGCCCAGCUGCGAGAGGCUCGCUCUGAGCUGCAGGCCAGCCAGGCACGCUCACACGAUGCCCAGGCAGCAGCACGAACUCGCACACUUGAACUGGAAGUAUGCGAGAAUGAGCUGCAGCGCCGUAAGAGCGAGGCUGAGCUACUACGUGAGAAACUGGGCCGCCUUGAAAUGGAGUCAGUCCGACUCAGAGACAUGUUGUCAUUGCCCAGCAGUAAGGGCCAGUGCAUGAGCUUGCCUCUGCCUCAGAGCCGUGUUGGUGGUGGUCUAAAUCAAGUACACAGCCCUGCUUUCCGGGAGGUAGUGGAGCUGCUGCCAUCGUACGAAAGUGAUGUGACCAGGGUACAGCAGCAGAGUACAGAUGCUCUGCAUAUUCUACACUUGCAAGUAGAGCAAUUGCGCUCUGAGCUGCUGUUAGAGAGGAGGCAUGGACAGGAGCAGCUUGAAGCCUUUGAUGAGGAGCGCCGUGUCUGGCAGGAGGAGAAAGACAAGGUGAUCCGCUACCAGAAGCAGCUACAACAGAAUUACAUCCAGAUGUAUCGCCGCAACCGGGAACUGGAGCGUGUCAUGAGGGAGCUGAGUCUAGAGCUAGAGAACAGGGACUUGGAGGAUUUUGACAUGCGCCCUGACAUCCGAUUUGAGGAAAUCGCAGCCACCGAGAUCUAACGCAGAUUCAGAUGGUUCUCAAAUUCACUGUGUUUAUUAGAGGAAAUAACCUAGUCACCACCUUGGCCCUACCACAAGAUAGAGAUUUCAGAUUGUUACGAAAUACUGACUGACUUCCACUGUGUCCUUUAUAGAGCACUGAUCACCAGAGCACCGCCUCACAACCUAACCAGGGUUUAUAUGCAUCCCAGACAUCAUGAACAUCCUGUUGUGUAGCAGGUGCAAUUGCCUUGACUUUGUGAAACUGGAAAACAAAUUUAGAUGGAGAAAAUUGUGUUUGUGUGAAACAGUUCCUGAAUAGAAUGAGUGUCUGUUUUGCUGGAUUUCAAUCUGAAUAUGCAACUCCUGUUAUGUAAAGGACUGAGAUCAUGUACUUUGUUUAAACACAGUAACUGCACUAAUGGGAGAUGAGAACCUGCACUAAUGGACUCUGCUCCACUUCUUGCUAUCAGCAUUAAUAUUAAUGUAACUCGAAUCCGGCAUGGUCAAGAUCUACAGAGAUCCACUGCAUUGUAAGUUCAAUCUUGGAGUCAUUAUUAGCAGUAAGUAACACACACACACCCACACACACCCAAAAACAUCUUUUGUGUAGUGGCUGUCAUCAUGUCGGGGUACAACACAAAGAUAGCGAAUAACAUCUGUCCUAUCUGCCCUUAGAGCUCACUGGGUGCUCAGCAUCUCAAUACUAAUCACUUUAUCUAGAAGUACUAUUUUUUUAUGAUGAUGGAUUUUGAUAUAGUCUUUUUUUCAUCGUCUGUCAUAGAUUGCACAAUGCACAAUAUUGUGAUGCGCACAACAUAGUGUGAAUAGCCUGUGUGCAUGUUACAAUAAUAUUCUGUUGUCAAGCUGUCUGAGGAUCACACAUCUUACAUAUGCUCUAGUCAGCAGUGUCUCUGCCCACAGUGGGUGGAGCCAUUGCUCUGAUUAGCAUCAGACACAGGACAACAGCCUCAUAGAUCUUAGUUUCGAUUAGUCUACAGCUUCCAAAAUCCUUCUAAAGUAAAUAAUCAGAUCGAAGGGGACAUACAAUAUAUACACAAUAUACACUAUUUUUUGUUAUUACUGAACAAACUCAAAAUAUGUAGCAGUGAAUUCUAUUUUAUAUAUUUUUAUAUGCAUAUAUAGUGACUUAGCCUAUUUUGUGGUAACAGGUUGUUUUAUAUCUCUUAAACUUUAAGAAGUAAUACAGUGGAGUCAUUUUGUAAGGCACUUUAGAGUGACUGCUAAUAUUUCUGCAGUGUUACUAUGUAGAUUUCAGUGAUGGUCAGGAAAUUCUACUCGGUUACAAGUUUGGAUGUUAGGACAUUUUGUUGAAAGAAUCAGUACCAAGCGCCAGACACUAUCACCACUUAUUUACCAUUGUAGUUAUCCUUGGAAAACAAUGAUUCAUUCCAAUUCCCACCCUUGUAUGUAUUAUUAGGCAAAUCUUUCUUCUAAAUCGGUUCCUACUGUAACUGCAACUGAUUCUCCAUCAGUCCAUGGUAGCAAAGUUACUUCACAUUCAUCACAGUGGCAACAUUUAUAUUAUCUCUGUUUCAAACUGUUUGAAGCCAAAUAGCAGUAUUAAUCAAAAGUUUGGGGCAUUUUUUACUUCAUUUCCAUAAAACCUUUCAUUUACUAAAUUCAUUUGUUAGUCAUCAUAUAAAUCUAGUUCUGCAUCCCUUGACUCCCACUGCCUCAGAGAUCUGAUACAGCAGAGCAGCACAGUCAUGACAUGAGGAGUGAAACUUGCCCCUUAAUCAAUAACAUAGCAUACUUUUCUCUCCAUGAUCAGACUGUUUGCUUUCUUAUGUCUCUGUCUUCCUAUAAUCCCAUUGUUUCUUGUUCUUCUGAAUACUUCAUACCCAUGACUGACACAUAUGUAAAUAUUCCUAGUAGUGUAUUCUAAUUUGUAUGUAUAAUAUCUCUGUCAAAGGUAUAGCCACUGGGAAUAGACCAAAGCAAAGUAACAAUGUGUUUAUUUUUAUUCUGUCUUUUAUUCAUGUAUGUUUGUGUGUUUUUUUUUGUUUUUUUUUGUCAUUUCAUGUUUGUAGUCUCUUGAAUAUUAUCAUGCUGUACAUUUCCUGUAAAAAGCAAUACAAUGUUUUUGAUUAAAAAUAAGUCAC
Messenger RNA from Tachysurus vachellii, 4582 nucleotides. It is a transcript of the gene lzts2a, whose product is annotated as leucine zipper, putative tumor suppressor 2a. Gene Ontology annotation, biological process: cell division; negative regulation of canonical Wnt signaling pathway. Bases 390 to 2477 code for a protein of 695 amino acids. The record is from RefSeq and is a predicted model, not a curated record. The transcript is spliced from 7 exons. NCBI's taxonomy places the organism in Eukaryota, Metazoa, Chordata, Actinopteri, Siluriformes, Bagridae.